Messenger RNA from Lathyrus oleraceus (garden pea), 408 nucleotides. RefSeq lists its product as uncharacterized. The transcript has 2 exons. The coding region runs from base 1 to 408 and encodes 135 amino acids. Lineage: Eukaryota; Viridiplantae; Streptophyta; Magnoliopsida; Fabales; Fabaceae. The record is from RefSeq and is a predicted model, not a curated record.
AUGACCGGUGUAGGACGUGCUUUGAAGUCGAAGAAGCUCACUCCUUGGUUUAUUGGUUCGUAUCAUAUAUUCGGGCGAGUUGGAUCUGUUGCUUAUAGAAUGGCGUUACCACUGAAUUUGUCAAAUCUACAUGAUUUGUUCCAUGUUUCACAACUUCGGAAGUAUGUUUUGGAUCCGUCGCAUGUAAUUUCGAUGGAUGAUGUUCAGGUAAGGAAUAACCUUACAGUUGAGGCUCUGCCUAUAAGGAUUGAUGAUCGAGAACUGAAACAGUUGAGAGGCAAAGAGAUUGCUCUCGUCAAGGUAGUGUGGGGAGGAGAUGCCAGAAGAAAUAUGACUUGGGAGUUGGAAAGCAAGAUCCGAGAGGCAUAUCCAGAGUUAUUCACAUCAGUUGUAGUUGUGUUAUGUUGA